AUGCUUUGGGAAAAAGCCGUCAUCGGGUCCAUCUUGGGCUUCGCAGCUACUUCUGCCGCGAAAAUCGUUGGAAUGGAGGAAGUUCCGCUCAUCGGGCCAGCCUUCUUGACCAACUUUGAUCCCUCCAAUUCCACCUCCAUUCGCAAUGCCAAGUCGAAGUUCCCCGGCCUCAUCGACAACUUGUUCGAAUCUGGGGAGCUCAACAAAACAGAUCUGGCCUUCUCCAUUGAUGUUUUCUCGGCUGCGACCAAUGCCUCAAUCUAUCACUACUCACACAUCGGAGAGAACUCCAAGAAGACUUUGACGCAGGGGAAAUUUGAUGACCAGACGAUCGGCCGAAUCGGAAGUGUCACCAAGCUUUUCGCAGUCUAUGCAAUCAUCGCCAAGUCGGGGAUCGAAAUAUUCAGUGAUCCAGUGACGAAGUAUCUCCCUGAGCUAGCAAGGAACUCAUCCGGCGAUUCAUUGAGAAGGAUUCGCUGGGAUGACAUUACCGUCGGUGCGCUGGCAUUUCAACAGGCUGGCACCGGAGGCGCCCUAGACCUUCUCACCUACUUUCGUGAUAAGAAAUCCCCCGUCAUUGCUCCAUGGCGGAACGCAGUCUACUCAGAUGGCGGCUUUGCCAUUCUGGGCCAGGUGCUGGCGCGCAUUUCCGGCAAGACCUUCACAGAAGCAAUUCAAGAGAUUUUGUUCGAUCCCCUAGGAAUGGAAAACACAUCCACGAAAGUCCCGACGGGCUCAGAUCUCAACGCUCUGAAUCGCUCCGUUAUUGACCCGAAAUCAUCAUGGGGUGGAGACUACGAGAUCCUCGCCGCAACGGGCAGUAUGUACGCUAACGGAGCCGACCUACGCACUGCCGGCCUUGCAAUCCUCAACUCUGAGAUCCUCUCUGCGGCCACAACAUCCGAAUGGAUGAAGCCUCGCAGCGGAACGGGGACCCUAGUUGAGCUCGUCGGUGCACCAUGGGAGAUCUCCCGCCUGACGAUCCCCGUAACCCCAGGCUCCAAUCGGACUCGUAUCUCGGAUGUCUACAUCAAGAGUGGCGGUAACGUUGACUACACGGCUAUCUUCGGUCUCUCCCCCGACCACGGCAUCGGAUUCUCCAUUCUCCUCGGUGGCUCAACUGCCACACCAGCUCGCUGGCCGCUCCGCGACGUCGUCGGCGAGACAUUUAUCCCUGCUGCGGAAUUCGCGGGUGUGGAAAACGCCAAGCGCAACCUCGCCGGUGUCUUCGUGGAUAAGAGUUCGCCCGGUACAAACCUCACUUUGACUGUUGACAGAGGUCGUCCGGGACUCGGCGUGAAGUCAUUCUGGAUUAACGGCACCAGUGGCAUCACCAGUCAGCAUGAGCGUCUUUACCCAGCGGGGUUGAGCUCUGUUUCUUCUUCCCUGUCUUCGUUGUAUAGGACCAAGGGGGCGAUGAGCAUUGCGCAUCGUAUGGCGGCGCCGGAGGUCCCGGUUAAGCCUCGCGCUGCUGCUGAUGGUGGCCAGGGUGGCUUGUUCGAUCACUCAUUCACAUGGAUGACCAUCGACUUUGCGGGUGCGGAUGAUGAGUUGAUUCUUAAUUUGGUUGAUGGUCGGCUGGUCAGUGUUGAGUAUCCGCUGACUGGAUCUGUCUUCCAGCGAGCUCAUUGA
This is a messenger RNA of Penicillium olsonii, 1632 nucleotides long. Lineage: Eukaryota; Fungi; Ascomycota; Eurotiomycetes; Eurotiales; Aspergillaceae. The record is from the annotation of a GenBank genome assembly.